Neoarius graeffei (lesser salmon catfish) is the source of this 3087-nucleotide messenger RNA. It is a transcript of the gene tbck, whose product is annotated as TBC1 domain containing kinase. Gene Ontology annotation, biological process: protein phosphorylation; activation of GTPase activity. Gene Ontology annotation, molecular function: ATP binding; GTPase activator activity; protein kinase activity. The transcript is spliced from 26 exons. NCBI's taxonomy places the organism in Eukaryota, Metazoa, Chordata, Actinopteri, Siluriformes, Ariidae. The coding region runs from base 165 to 2846 and encodes 893 amino acids. The record is from RefSeq and is a predicted model, not a curated record.
UCACUCCACAUGAUCUUAUUUUCUGUUUAUACCGGAUUCCGGAAAUUAUUUCACUAAUAUUGAUAACAGAAGAGUAAAGUGGAAGAGUUAACAUGGAGAAACUGGUUUAGUGGUUCAGAAGCGCGUACACUCCCUGAGCUGAGGUGGUGAACAUCAGAAAGACCAUGCAGCCCCUGAGAGAUGCCGAGCUCGGGGCUUUCACCUUCUUCGCCUCUCCGCUUCCUCAUGAUGUGUGUGGCAGCAACGGGCUUCCCCUGACCCCCAACUCCAUCAAGAUCCUAGGCCGCUUCCAGAUCCUUAAAACCCUCACGCACCCCAGGCUGUGUCAGUACAUCGACAUCUCUCGAGGAAAACAUGAAAGACUUGUUGUUGUCGCUGAGCACUACGAGCGCAGCCUGAAGGACCUUCUCAAACAAGACAAGCCCAUCAGCUCCGAGCAGGUUCUGCAGAUUGCCUAUGAGGUAUUGGAGGGACUGGCAUUUAUUAACAGACGUGGCCUGGUUCAUCGAGCCCUCAACCCUCAUAAUGUGCUCCUGGACUGUGAGGGUAAAGUAAAACUGGCCAAGUUUGGUCUUUAUUACAUGACGGAUCAUGGAGCAGAUGUGGACUUUCCUAUCGGGUAUCCAUCUUACCUUGCUCCCGAGGUUAUCGCCCAGGGCAUGUUCCAAUCCACAGAUCCCUCACUCAGCGAAGUCCCUUUACCCUCAGGGCCUAAGACUGACGUGUGGUCUUUGGGGAUGCUUCUGUUUGAACUCUGUGCUGGCAGACAGGUUUUACAGAACAUUGAAAUAAGCGAGAGAUUAAAGUUCAUCAUCACCUUGGGUUGCAUGGAUGACAUCGUGACGGUGCUUGCUGAGGAGCACGGAUGCCUGGAUGUCAUUAAAGAGCUUCCUGACAACGUGCUGGUGUUAUUGAGGAAAUGCCUGACUUUUCUGCCUUCGAAACGAGCAACUCCAGCUGAGCUCCUGGAAGAUGCCGUGUUUGAGAGAAUUUCCUGCCUCUACACUCCGUAUGAGAGUCCAGUGAGUCUGUUCUCGUCCUCACUGCGCUGUGCUCACCUCCAGCUACCCGAUGACAUCGCUGAGCUCUGCACAGUGGAUGGAGAGGAUUACCUGAGUGAGAGAUCUGUGGAUGAAGUUUAUCACCUGUGGUGUCUGGCAGGAGGAGACUUGGAGAAGGAGCUCACAAACAAAGGCAUCAUCCAGUCCAAACCUCCAGUCUGCACCCUGCCCAAUUUUAUUUUAGAUGAUGGAGAGACGUUUGGUCAGGGCAGAGACCGAAGUUUCCUGCUGGAUGACACCACUGUGACACUUUCACUGGGUCAGCUCAAGAAUAGGCUGAAGGAUGUAGCAGGAGAGGCAUAUUACCCGCUGCUGGAAGACGAACAGUCCUGUCUGCCUCAGUCCAUCAGCAGUAAUGAGCUCUCGGCUGCCGUCAGCCUUCCCCUCAUUAUCCGAGAGAGAGACACCGAGUACCAGCUUACACGCAUCGUCCUGUUCGACAGGCUCCUCAAGGCAUAUCCAUACAAAAAGAACCAAGUGUGGAAGGAAGCCAGAGUGGAUAUUCCUCCUCUUCUCCGAGGACUGACUUGGGCUGCUUUACUGGGCGUCGAGGGGAACAUUCAGGCAAAGUACAACUCCAUCGAUAAGGACACGCCCAUCCCUACAGACAGACAGAUUGAAGUGGACAUCCCACGCUGUCAUCAGUAUGACGAGCUGCUCUCCUCGCCCCAGGGUCACAUCAAGUUCCGGAGAGUUCUGAAGGCCUGGGUCGUGUCCCAUCCUGACCUCGUGUACUGGCAGGGUUUGGACUCGCUAUGUGCCCCGUUCCUGUACCUGAACUUCAACAACGAGGCGCUUGCAUACGCCUGCAUGUCGGCCUUUAUCCCCAAAUACCUCUACAACUUCUUUCUGAAGGACAACUCGCACGUCAUACAGGAGUACCUGACUGUUUUCUCUCAGAUGAUAGCCUUCCACGACCCCGAGCUCAGCAACCACCUCAACGAGAUUGGCUUCAUACCAGACCUCUAUGCGAUUCCAUGGUUCCUGACGAUGUUUACUCACGUCUUUCCCCUGCAUAAGAUCUUCCACCUGUGGGACACGCUGCUGUUGGGCAACUCAUCGUUCCCUUUCUGUAUCGGAGUGGCGAUCCUGCAGCAGCUGCGUGACCGGCUCCUGGCCAACGGCUUCAACGAGUGCAUCCUGCUCUUCUCUGACCUGCCUGAAAUUGAUAUUGAACGCUGUGUCCGUGAAUCCAUCAACCUCUUCUGCUGGACUCCCAAGAGCACCACUUAUCGGCAACACGCCCAGCCACCUAAACCCACCAGUGAUGGCAACGGCUUUGGCAAGACUACAGCCUUCUACUCAUCAGAGUAUCAAGACCUACCAAACACAGACCUGACCCGUGAGCCCCUGAAACUCUCCGAGCUCAAAGCUGAAGUGUCUCCACGGAUCUCAGCCGAGGAUCUGAUUGAUCUGUGCGAGCUGACUGGCCCUGCUCACUUCAAAACUCCUGUAAAGAGACCCAAGGCAGUCAAAACCAAGAUCGUUGCAGUCGACAUCCGGAGCAACGAGGACUUCAGUCGUGGUCACAUCCCAGGCAGCAUUAAUGUUCCGUACAGCUCAGUGUUUGGGCCAGACGGAGAGCUGCUACAGUGCCCCAGCACCAACGCACUGGCCAGCUAUAAGAGCCGAGUCGUCGUCAUCCUCAGCAACAUCACCAAGAACGCAGCUGCGUUUGCGGCUCACUUGGUGAAGGUGAAUUUCCCUCGCGUGUGUGUCCUGGAUGGCGGCAUCAACAAGAUGAAACCCACCGGCCUUUUAACUGUGCCAUCUCCGCAGAUCUAAAUGUGUGUGUGUGUGUGUGUGAGAGAGAGAAAGGGUAAAAAAAAAAGCUUUUUUUUGUACCAUGUCUUGAAUAUGGCAUGUGAAAGAUAUUGAGUUUGUGCUUAAAUUUAAUCUUCAUGAACUAGAAUGAGGGCAUUUCAUCAUCUAACAUUACUGUAAUAAAGGAUAAAUUAAACCUUGUUUUCCCUAUUCUACUGUUUUGCACAGUAGGGAUAUUCAUUUUGUGUGUGUGUGUGUGUGU